Molecule: messenger RNA, 2320 nt
Organism: Branchiostoma floridae (Florida lancelet)
Lineage: Eukaryota; Metazoa; Chordata; Leptocardii; Amphioxiformes; Branchiostomatidae
Product: protein TEX261-like
Exons: 6
Coding region: 89-718 (209 amino acids)
Biological process (GO): endoplasmic reticulum to Golgi vesicle-mediated transport
Cellular component (GO): endoplasmic reticulum membrane; Golgi membrane; COPII-coated ER to Golgi transport vesicle
Molecular function (GO): COPII receptor activity
Source: RefSeq, a predicted model, not a curated record
AGUGGUAUGGUUUAGAUUAGACGUGUUACACUAGGGGAGUUGGUUGGAUAUUUUGUUCGGUCGAUUUUGUAUCAACGUCUGCAUCAAAAUGUGGUUCAUGUGGCUUCUGUCCUUCGUGUCUAUGGCCAUACAGAUGGUCUUCAUCACCCUGGCCAUCGCUGCAGGUCUGUACUACCUUGCUGAGCUGGUGGAAGAAUACACGGUGCUGACGGCAAAAGUCAUCAAAGUCAUGAUCAUGGCUACAACUGGUGUGUUUAUCGGGCUGUGGCUGUUUGAAGGCAUGCCCUUCACGAUGAUUGGCUGUGGACUUGUAAGCAACGCCGUCUUCGUUGUGCUACUGGGAACAUUCCCUUUCUUCAGUUUCUCUUCGCCAAGUUUCAUCCUAGGAGUCGUGCUGGUGGUGGUGAAUCAUUACUUGGCCUUCAAUUACUUUGCGACAGAGUGGCAUCCCUUUUCAGAAGUCCUGGGCUAUUUCACAGUAUGUUUGUGGCUGGUACCGUUCGCCUUCUUCGUGUCCCUGUCAGCAUCUGAACUCACCCUCCCCACCGUCAACCAGCAACAACAGGGACAACAGAGCCAGUAUCAAACUUUCGACAACAAAGAUGAUGUUGUCACCAGUUACUUCACCAAAGGUAGAAGAAGCAAGAGGUCUGGACUCUUGUCUCUCUUUGAGUAUGCCAAAGACUCUGUUCUGCCGACUCGAGCAAAGACAUUCUAAGACUCUGCAAAAAGAAAGUCGCGUAUCUCAAGUGUUUCAAGAUUGUAGAAGAUGUGGAGUCUUCUUGGCAGCGUGAUCUUCGUGGAAAAACACACUUUGUUCUCCAACAAAUGAUUUUUUAUUCCACUUUGAUAGCAGCAAAUUGUGAUGAGUAUGGGUGGGUACCAGUACAGAAAAUAGGUACAAGUCCUGUUCAGAUCCAGAGGGUCAGGUCCAGGUCUAGGAAAUGAACCUGGACCUGAUUGUCUAAAAACAUGGGGUUGGCUUUGACAUUUGUCUAUUGGGAAUGAAAACUUUGGGGUGUACUGAAAGUGGAUGUCUCAAUUGAGCUGAUUGUCAUCAUGUGGACAAAAUCACUGUCGUUAAAUCAAGUUUGACCGAAGAAACUUGGUAGAGCUGACUCCUUUUUUUUUUUUUUGCCUGUUGAAACGCUUAAACCUCUGCCGAUAUGAUCGGUUCAUUUUCUAUUCGGUCCAAAAACUGCUCCACUGAUUUUUUCAGGUCUGUUUUGUUCGGACCGUUCAAACAAGAAAAGCGGUUUUGUACCAGUACUGGUACUAACCCCUAGUAUUGAGUGAAGCAUUGCUUGUUUUGCUGGAUUUGAGGGAAACAUUUAUGUCAGGUUUCUCAACAGAAUUUAUUCACAGCAUAAGGGAAUCUUAGUGCUACAUUUCAGCAAUGUGCUAAGUGAAACAGGCGUUAGCAAUUUAGGGGUCUUGAACCUCCUCUAGACCUGAAAUGUUUAAAUUUAUAACCCUCAAAAACACUAUAACCUGCAUUUUGAGACUGAAUUUAGUAAAAUAAACUAUUCUUUACCUUUGUUGCCAAGCAACGGAAAGGCCCCUAUUUGUUGGUUAGAACACAGCGUAAGGGCCCAAAUCACAGCAUAUGGGCCCAAAUCACAGCGAAAGGGUCCCAAAUCACAGCAUAGAGGGAACCUGCAUUGUAAAGGCCAUGCAAGAACACUAUUGAAUGUGAUAAUGCUGUGUACAUGUAGCAACAAUUGUAAACAUAACACUAGGUACAGAGCUCUUUGUAUGACAGGUCUGGACCUGUAUCUGUACCUGAACAUUUUGACAAAUAUAGAAAAGUAACCUGUGGUCUUUGAUGAUUGACAGAAUCAUAACUAAACAGUCAACAGAAUGUUUAGGCUUAAGCUAUCUCGUGCAGAGAACCUAUUUUGGCAUGAAGGCUGUAUAACAAAGGUGCACUGAUUUCAACUCCUGUACAAUGUUGUCACUCUGUAUUCAGUGUAAGAUUUUCUUCUCUGCAGUAGGAACAGCGCAUGUUUAGGCACAUGGUACAAGUAAGUACAUACAUGUACUGUAAAUGCAGAAAUUUUCGCGGUGGCUUUAUGUUCUCGGUCGUCGCGUUGCAAAUUUACUGCGAACUUAGAACUGCCGCGAACAUUUUUCCAUGGCAGUAAGACACUACAGUGCAUGGUGCUAUACCGUGAACUUAAAACCACUGCGAAUAGUCCUUUUUUCCCGCUACCGUUGAAUUAAAUCCCCGCAAACCUAAAUGCAUGUACAGUACUUGAGUGUAAUGGGAACAGAACUGCUUAGUAAUGCGUACCUAAACAUGAUAUCACAUACAGGUAUA